Molecule: messenger RNA, 7776 nt
Organism: Boleophthalmus pectinirostris (great blue-spotted mudskipper)
Lineage: Eukaryota; Metazoa; Chordata; Actinopteri; Gobiiformes; Gobiidae
Gene: ints1
Product: integrator complex subunit 1
Biological process (GO): U2 snRNA 3'-end processing
Cellular component (GO): integrator complex
Source: RefSeq, a predicted model, not a curated record
CACACUUGUUCAUAGAAGGAGUGACCUGGCUCCUCUAAACAUGAAUGAUUCUUCUCACUAAACAGGAUAAAUGUAUUUUAUUUACACUCACAGGAAUGAUCUAAACCCCCUCAUAUAAUAACACACAUGUGCUUCUAAAUAACAAUGAAUCGCCCAAAGCCAGCAAAUAUCAGACGGCCAAGUGCUGCCAAGCCAUCAGGUCAUCCACCUCCAGGAGACUUCAUUGCUCUGGGCUCAAAGACUCAGGGAGGAGAGCCCAAAGCCCCGGCUGUGCUCCUCAAACCAGCAGCGGCCGGUUUACCCACUGACCGCAAGAGGGAGCCCCCCUCCUCUCUGCCAUCCUCCUCCAGUUUGUCCAGUCUCACCAAACGCCCCAAACUCUCCACCACCCCUCCAGUCAGUGCCCUGGGACGCCUUGCUGAUGUUGCUGCAGUGGACAAGAGAGCAAUAUCACCCUCAAUCAAAGAACCAUCAGUUAUUCCUAUUGAAGUGUCCCCUUCACUGCUCUUGGAUGAGAUUGAGGCUGCGGAGUCAGAGGGAAAUGAUGACCGCAUCGAGGGACUGUUGUGUGGAGCUGUCAAACAGCUGAAAAUGAACAGAGCCAAACCUGACAUUACACUGUAUCUCAGUCUGAUGUUCCUUGCCAAAAUCAAACCCAAUGUUUUUGCUACAGAAGGAAUUAUAGAGGCUUUAUGCAGUCUUUUACGCCGUGAUGCUUCUAUUAACUUCAAAGCAAAAGGAAAUAGUCUUGUGUCUGUACUUGCUUGUAAUCUGCUUAUGGCCGCUUAUGAGGAGGAUGAAAACUGGCCUGAGAUCUUUGUAAAAGUAUACAUUGAGGACUCUCUGGGAGAAAGGAUCUGGGUGGACAGCUCUCACUGUAAAACAUUUGUUGACAACAUACAAACAGCUUUUGGCACCAAGAUGCCCCCAAAGAGCAUGUUAUUGCAGGCGGAUACAGGGAGGACUCCUGGAGAUCUCAGUGCAGGGAGCAGUCCACACCCCUCUACCCCAGAUGAGGAUGACAGUCAGACGGAAUUGCUGAUUGCAGAAGAGAAACUCAGCCCCGAGGAUGAAGGGCAGGUCAUGGCCAGGUAUGAUGACCUGGCAGAGAGCGUGGAAGACUAUGUGCUUGACGUACUUAGAGAUCAACUGAACCGGAGACAGCCCAUGGACAAUGUGUCCCGUAACCUGCUGCGUCUGCUCACAGCCACAUGUGGAUACAAAGAGGCCCGGCUCAUGGCUGUGCAGAGACUGGAAAUGUGGCUACAAAAUCCAAAGGUAACCCGCCCGGCACAGGACCUUCUCAUGUCCCUGUGUAUGAACUGUAACACACAUGGUGCAGAUGACAUGGAGGUCAUUUCCAAUUUAAUCAAGAUCCGCCUCAAGCCCAAAGUUCUUCUGAACCACUACAUGCUCUGUGUCAGGGAACUUUUAAAUGCUAAUAAAGACAACCUUGGCACUAUGGUCAAACUGGUGAUUUUCAAUGAGUUGUCCAAUGCCAGAAAUCCCAACAAUAUGCAAGUACUCCACACAGUUUUACAGCACAGUCCAGAGCAGGCUCCAAAGUUUUUAGCUAUGGUGUUCCAGGACUUGCUAACUAAUAAAGACGAUUACUUACGUGCCUCCAGAGCAUUGUUGAGAGAAAUAAUCAAACAAACCAAGCAUGAGAUUAACUUUCAGUCAUUCUGUUUUGGUUUAAUGCAAGAAAGAAAAGAGGCCAGCUAUGUGGACAUGGAAUUUAAAGAGCGUUUUGUUAUCCAAGUUACUGAUUUACUGACGGUGUCCAUGAUGCUUGGAAUAACGGCUCAAGUAAAAGAAGCAGGAAUUGCAUGGGACAAAGGAGAGAAAAAGAAUUUGGAGGUCUUGAGAUCAUUUCAGAAUCAAAUAGCUGCCAUCCAAAGAGAUGCCGUGUGGUGGCUUCACACUGUAGUUCCUACAAUCAGCAAAGUUGGACCAAAAGACUAUGUCCACUGCCUCCAUAAAGUGCUUUUCACAGAGCAACCUGAAACAUAUUACAAGUGGGACAACUGGCCUCCUGAGAGUGACAGGAAUUUCUUCCUUCGUCUGUGCUCUGAGGUGCCACUGCUUGAGGACACUCUGAUGCGUAUCCUCGUGAUCGGCCUGUCCCGGGACCUGCCCCUGGGUCCAGCUGAUGCCAUGGAGCUGGCAGAUCACCUUGUAAAAAGGGCGGCAGGGGUCCAGUCUGAUGAUCUGGAGGUCCUGAAAGUGGAGAGGAUCCAACUCAUUGAUGCAGUGCUCAACCUGUGUACAUACCACCACCCAGAGAACAUUCAGCUGCCUGCCGGGUAUCAGCCACCAAACCUUGCCAUUUCAACACUGUACUGGAAGGCAUGGCUAUUGUUGCUUGUUGUGGCUGCUUUCAAUCCACAAAAAAUAGGUCUGGCUGCCUGGGACGGUUAUCCUACCCUGAAAAUGCUCAUGGAGAUGGUGAUGACAAAUAACUACACCUACCCUCCGUGCACUGUGGCGGAUGAAGACACCAAGACUGAGAUGAUCAACAGAGAGCUGCAGAUCUCUCAGAGGGAGAAGCAGGAGAUUCUGGCCUUCGAGAGUCAUUUGGCUGCUGCCUCCACCAAACAGACCAUCACGGAGAACAACAGCCUGCUCCUGUCUCAGCUGACCAGCCUCGACCCACAGGGUCCUCCUCGAAGACCGCCACCUCAGGUGCAGGAGCAGGUCAAAACCCUGAACCAGUCUCUUCGUCUUGGACAUCUUCUGUGUCGCAGCCGCAGCCCAGACUUCCUUCUCAACAUCAUACAGAGACAGGCCUCCUCUCAGUCCAUGCCGUGGUUGGCAGACUUGGUUCAGUCGAGUGAAGGGUCUCUGGACGUGCUCCCUGUGCAGUGUCUGUGCGAGUUCCUCCUUCACGACGCCGCAGAUGACACUUUAAUGGCCGACGAUGAUGACGAAGGAGAGAGCAAAGAGCAGAAGGCCAAGAAGAGACAAAGGCAACAAAAGCAGCGGCAGUUAUUGGGACGGUUGCAGGAUCUACUGUUAGGACCCAAAGCUGAUGAGCAGACAACGUGUGAAGUGCUGGACUACUUCCUGCGUCGCCUCAGCUCCUCUCAGGUGGCCUCACGGGUGCUGGCAAUGAAGGGUUUAUCACUGGUGCUGAGUGAGGGGGCUUUAAAGGAUGGAGAGGAGCGGGACCAGCCCAUGGAGGAGGACUCCACAGACGCUGAGCUGCUGCCCUCUUACCAGUGGCUGCUCCAGGAUCUACCCAAACUCCCGCUGUUUGACACUGUCCGGGCAAUGACAUCUACCGCCCUACAACAGGCAAUUCACAUGGAGACAGACCCACAGACGAUCAGUGCGUAUCUCAUCUAUCUGUCCCAGCAUGCUCCUAUAGAAGAGCAAGCUGCUCAUAAUGACUUGGCCUUGGAUGUGGCUCGACUGAUUGUGGAACGUUCAACCAUCAUGAACAGUCUGUUCUCCAGACACUCCUGCAGACCCGAGUCAGAUGCUGUGCUCAAUGCUUUCCUCACCAUUUUCUCAACCUACAUCAAGAGGAUGAGGAAGACUAAAGAGGGAGAGGACCUGUACAGCUGGUCGGAGUCUCAGGAUCAGGUGUUUCUGCGCUGGACCACAGGGGAGACGGCGACGAUGCACAUUCUUGUAGUUCACGCUAUGGUGAUCUUGCUGACUUUGGGGCCGCCUAAAGGGGAGAGUGACUUCUUCGCUCUUCUGGAUAUCUGGUUUCCGGAUAAAAAGCCUUUGCCGACAGCGUUCCUGGUGGACACAUCUGAGGAGGCCCUGCUGCUCCCAGAUUGGUUAAAACUGAGGAUGAUUCGGUCAGAGGUUUCUCGACUUGUGGAUGCAGCUUUACAGGACCUAGAGCCUCAGCAGCUACUGCUGUUUGUGCAGUCCUUUGGCAUCCCAGUGUCCAGUAUGAGCAAACUACUACAGUAUCUGGACCAGGCUGUGUCACAUGACCCACAGAGCCUGGAGCAGAACAUCAUGGACAAACACUACAUGGCCCACCUGGUGGAGGUGCAACAUGAGCGAGGGGCCACUGGGGGGCACACUUUCCAUUCGUUGCUGAGCUCCUCUCUGCCUCCACGCAGAGAUUCCUCUGAAGCGAGUAAAGCCAAAGUGACAGUGGAGCAGGCCCCCAGCUCUGUGAAGAUGAGAGCUGCCUCUCAGCUCAACAUUGGCCCCGAGGAUGAUCUCACUGGUAUACUGCUCCAGAUCUUCCCGUUGAAGGUGGAUGCUCGCUGGCACGGUCCCCCUCCCUCUCAGCUCUCUCUGUCUCUGCAGCAGGCUCUGGCCAAAGAGCUGAUGAGGGCCAAGAAGGGCCAGGUCCAACAGGGAGGACUGGCCUUCUGCCUCCUACAGGCCAUUGCAGCUCUGGUCUCCUCGGCUCACGCUGGACCUAUAGUCCUGUCCAUGCACCGGAGCCACGCCCUCUCCUGUCCACUCAUGAGACAACUGCAUCUCUACCAGCGCCUUGUGCCCCAGGACGUUGCCUUCUCCACCCUGUUUCUUAAAGUCAUUGUUGAGCUGUUGAUCUGGUUGGACAACCCCACUAUCGAGCCAGGACCACUCAAGUCUCUGCUCAAAUCUUUUGCUGGACAGAAUUCUCACAAACACAUGCACUCUGACAUUCGAACAGGCUUCCUGCAUCUUGCCGAGGCUUUGGCUUAUCAAAGGGAAACUGAAGUUCCAGUCAGAGCGAUCAUUGCAAUGCUAAAGGCUGGAGAGCGAUUUAAUGCAGAGACUGAACUUGUUGGCAAAGUGCUAAAAGGCCUGAUGGAGGUGAAGUCGCCGUACUUGGAGGAGCUGCUGUCUCUGCUGAUGGCUGCUAGCACACAGGGGGGCACCGCGGGGCCCGUUGCCAUGGUGAUCUCCUUGUUGCUUCAGGAAAGUGAGGAGCGAGCCGUGAAAAAGGAGCCCGACUCCAACAAGUGAUUGUGAUGUAUAAAGUCUGGUCUGAACUCGGGGCUGCUGGUGGACUGGCUGGAGCAUCUGGAUCCUGAGGUGACAUCAGUUUGUCCAGAUCUUCAACAGAAACUGCUCUUUUCUCUCAACAAGGUCCGGGGUAGUCCAGCCUACAGGCCGUAUCUUCUGGCUCUGCUCACUCAUCAGUCCAACUGGUGCACCCUCCUGCAGUGCAUCAGCGCUCUACUGGGGAAGCAGCGAGACCACAAACUGGACCCAUCUUCAGCUCUGGAUUUUCUCUGGGCUUGCAGUCACAUCCCACGUAUUUGGCAAGGACGUGACCAGAAGAUUCCUGAAAAGAAAACAGAGAAGUUUGUGCUGCAGCUGAGUGCGGAGGAGCUGAUCAGUCUGGUGGAGUUGAUCCUGGCUGAGUCUGAGUUGAGCAGUCACAGCAUGUCCCAUAAAGACAUACAGACCUCAAACUCCCUGCUCCAGUCCCGCCUGCCUCUGCUCCACUCCUACUGCAACGGAGAGGUGGACAACAUCAAACAGGUGGCAGAGUACCUCAUCAGCUGCACCAAGAAACAAGAGGACAGUGAAAUGAGCCAGCGAUGUCAAAACUUGUUGCUGCAGAUUUACCUGCACUUCCCAGAGGUGAUCCAGCAUGUGAGUCUGCCUGAGGGCACAUUUAGCAGUGGAGGAGCAGCCGACGGCAGCAGCUGCAAGCUUGAUGUUUUGGUCCAUCGUUUGGUGACACUGCUCGCAGACAUCGGAGACUCCAAAUCUGCAGAAGGACGUGUUUCUGAUGCUAACCUCGCAUGUAGGAAACUGGCAGUAUCACACCCAGUGCUUCUGCUCAGACACCUGCCAAUGAUCGCUGGUCUGUUGCACGGCCGCAUUCACCUGAACAUUCAUGAGUUUCGACAGCAAAACCACAUGAUGUUCUUCAGUAAUGUGCUUGCCAUCCUGGAGCUACUGCAGCCUCUAGUUUUCCACAGUGACCACCAGAGGGCGCUUCAAGACUGUCUCCUGUCAUUCAUGAAAGUUCUUCAGAACUUCCAGAGGUCCCGUUUACCACUGGUCUUUAUUAACAAGUUUCUACAGUUCACUCAAAAAUACAUUACCCAUGAUGCCUCUGCAGCCAUUCCCUAUCUACAGAAACACUCAAACAUAUUACAAAGCUUAAGUGCAGAAAACCCAGAUCUGGUUCAGCUCAAAUCUCUCUUAGCAGGUUUGACUUUACCUGUAAAAAGCUCUUCAGCGGAGGUCUCAGCGGAGGAGCGCGAUGAUGAUGUAGCAGCCGGAUCCUUGCCCCUAGUGAACAUUUCUGCUUCAGUGUCGAUAAGUCAAGCAGAUUUGACAAGGUACCUGAAGAAAAUGUCAAGAGGAGAAGCAGUGGAAGAUGUGUUGGAAGUGUUGACAGAAGUGGAUGAGAAGUCGAGGAGGAGCCCGGAGAUCGUACAGUACUUCAUAAGUGAUCUGCAGAGGCUCAUGGCAUCGUCAGAGGAACUGUGUCGAAACAUGGCAUUCAGUCUAGCUCUGCGCUGUAUCCAGAACAAUCCCAGCUUGGGCACUGACUUCCUUCCCACUUUCAUGUACUGUUUGGGCAGCGGUAACUUUGAUGUGAUCCAGACUGCGCUCAGAAACCUCCCUGAAUACGUGCUCCUCUGUCAAGAACAUGCGGACAUCCUGCUCCACAAAGCAUUUUUAGUGGGCAUCUACGGACAAAUAGACACAAGCUCGAUGAUUUCGGAGUCUAUGAAGGUUCUGCACAUGGAAGCCACAACAUAACUUAGAAUCUUUAAAAAAGAUCAUUGCAAAUGAAAUGUUUUUUAGCUCUGCAUUUCCCAUAGGUUACUGAUACAUGUGUAUUUACAGGGCUGGGCAAAAAUAAAAAAAUAUAAAAUUUAUCGUAUUAAUCCCAUGAGUUCCUAUGAUUAAUCAUGAUUAAUCACAUGUUAUAUGUAAAACCAAUUAAUGAAUUAAAAAGUGGUGUAUAGCGUUGUGCAAACAGCAUUUCUUUAUACAGGAGCAGGGCACUAGUCUGUAAAGUCCAUGUGCAGUUUCAGUGCAGUUUGUCAGUUCCAAUUUUUUUUUAUGUUUCUGAACAAAGCAAGUUGCUAAGGCAUACAAGAAUAAUAUGAGUAUUAUUAUCAUUAUUAUUAUUAAGAAUGUGAUUGCUGGCACAGACUUCUCGCAGAAAAAAAGUGAGAUCCAGGGUGGGGAGAUGCGACGAAGAGCGAUCGACCGUGUGGUGGUGCCCCCGCAAGCACUUGGUGCCCUAUGUGCUUUGUGUAAUGUGCGUGUGCGGAGUGAUGGCUCUGACACAUUGCAUCUCACGUGGUUGGCCGAAGCCUCGCUCCAUUCGUUUCAUUGAAUGAAUUGCCAGCAUCAACAGAGUGUGUUGCAUUUAGAUGAUAUUUCAGACUGGUCAAACUCUGGUGAUAAAACAAUUGAGUGUUGCAAUGUUACAAAAAUGACUUUGACUGUGUCGACUGUGCUGUCUGGAAGAACUUUAAAAUGAAAAUGGCCAUGUAAAAGUUCCUUACCCUUAUCCCGCUUUCUUUCUCUCAGUUUUCUAUGAGCGCCGCAGCAGUAAGCAAUUCUAGGCUCGCUUGUGGAGGUCUUUUUCAAAAUAAAAGCCAGUGAACAACAGACGUUUACAAUAAAAAUAAAUAAAUAAAAACUGCGUUAAGGGGAGAAAAAUAAUUGUUGGUGAUGAUGAAUUAAUUAGUUAAUGCAAAAAUAACGCAUUAAUGUGCCCGGCCCUAGUAUUUACAUUAGUGGUGUAAUACAGCAAGUGGCCUUUGAUAAUUUGCUGACUAGUAAAGCUGCUAUAUCUAAAUAUACAAAAAUAAAAAUUUUACAAUUUGUUAA